Molecule: messenger RNA, 1845 nt
Organism: Branchiostoma belcheri (Belcher's lancelet)
Lineage: Eukaryota; Metazoa; Chordata; Leptocardii; Amphioxiformes; Branchiostomatidae
Product: medium-chain specific acyl-CoA dehydrogenase, mitochondrial-like
Exons: 11
Coding region: 41-1345 (434 amino acids)
Biological process (GO): medium-chain fatty acid catabolic process; fatty acid beta-oxidation
Cellular component (GO): mitochondrion
Molecular function (GO): flavin adenine dinucleotide binding; medium-chain fatty acyl-CoA dehydrogenase activity
Source: RefSeq, a predicted model, not a curated record
GAAGGCACUUGCAUAACAUUGUUUGCGUAACCCCAACAAGAUGGCGUCACGACUGAUCCCGAGUGCUGGACAGUAUCUGCGUCUUGCGAGCAGACUGCGGCAACAUGUGCGCACAAAGGCCACAGCACCCAGCCCGGCUGCUACUACUGCUGAGGGGUCGCCUAGUGGUGGGCGGGGCUACUCAUUCGAGCUGACAGAUGAACAGAGAGAGUUCCAGGAGCUGGCCCGCAAGUUUGCACGUGAAGAGAUCAUUCCUGUGGCUGCAGAAUACGACAAAACCGGAGAGUAUCCUGUCCCAGUGCUGAAGAAGGCAUGGGAGCUGGGCCUGAUGAACACCCAUAUUCCUGCAGAAUGUGGUGGCAUGGAUCUGGGGAUCUUCGAUGCCUGCAUGAUCACAGAAGAACUGGCGUACGGCUGUACAGGCAUCCAAACUGCCAUCGAGGCCAACUCUCUUGGGCAAAUGCCAGUGAUCAUUGCAGGAAAUGCAGAACAGAAGAAGAAAUACCUGGGGAGGAUGACUGAAGAGCCUCUGAUGUGUGCCUACGGUGUUACGGAGCCCGGUGCAGGGUCUGACGUCGCCGGUAUCAAGACUAAAGCAGUGAAGAAGGGCGACGAGUACAUCCUGAACGGACAGAAGAUGUGGAUCACCAACGGUGGACACGCCAACUGGUACUUCGUGCUGGCCAGGACCUCGGACGACCCCAAGAUGCCUGCUGGGAAGGCGUUUACUGGCUUUAUCGUGGACAGGGACUGGGAGGGCGUCGUGCCAGGCAGGAAGGAGUGGAACAUGGGCCAGCGGGCGUCAGACACGCGAGGGAUCACGUUUGAGGAUGUGAGGGUGCCGGCUGAGAACGUGCUGGGGGCUGAAGGGGUGGGCUUCAAGAUCGCCAUGGGAGCCUUCGACAAGACAAGACCUCCGGUUGCAGCAGGAGCCACUGGUCUGGCCCAGAGAGCGCUGGACGAAGCCACCAAGUACUCCUUGGAGAGGAAAACUAUGGGGAGGUACAUCGCUGAGCACCAAGCCAUAGGCUUCAUGUUGGCAGAGAUGGCCAUCAUGGUGGAAACCUCGCGUCUGCUGACUCAGCGGUCGGCCUGGGAGAUCGACCAGGGCCGGAGGAACACGUACUACGCCUCCAUCGCCAAGGCCUAUGCCGGCGACGCCGCCAACAAGUGUGCGACAGACGCCGUACAGAUCCACGGUGGGAACGGCUUCAACUCCGACUACCCUGUGGAGAAGCUGAUGAGAGAUGCCAAGAUUUACCAGAUCUACGAGGGCACGGCUCAGAUUCAGCGUCUAAUCAUCUCCAGAGAGCUGCUGGCUAAGGCCAAACAGACACAGUGGUGAAACAGUCCUGGAACUGGGACUUACUCCAACAACACAAUGCACUGAAGACAGGCUCAACUCUACUGUAGUAGAUACGUGUACAUGUAUAAUGCUGUGAAAAUAGAUACAUGUAUGGGCAUUACUAAUAUUACUAGUAAUCAACACUCAGCUGCUUACAUGUACAUUAUAUCCAGCUUAACUGAGAUUUUCCUUGAUGUCUAUGAUAUCUUGCUGCACAUAGCUUAACUACAUUACCUCAUAUUAUAAAGUACAAAUGUAUAUGCUUUGCAUAUUGUGUAUAAACAAUGUAGAGGGUAAAAGGGUGCCUUCUGAAACAUUUUAAGUCCAUUUUUACAUCUCAUCCAAUCUGUUUGCAGUGAAAAUGUAUUUGGUUGAUGUUACUGUGAUCAGGAGAAAGUUAUACACUUACAACAGGACUAGAUUCCUGUGUACAGGGCACUGGUAUCCUACAUGUAUCUUGAUUAUAUGUAUGAAUACAGUAUAAAAAUACCACUUUGUCA